Podospora bellae-mahoneyi is the source of this 5106-nucleotide messenger RNA. RefSeq names its product Suppressor of Sensor Kinase (SLN1) (gene SSK2). The transcript is spliced from 2 exons. NCBI's taxonomy places the organism in Eukaryota, Fungi, Ascomycota, Sordariomycetes, Sordariales, Podosporaceae. Gene Ontology annotation, molecular function: MAP kinase kinase kinase activity; ATP binding. Gene Ontology annotation, cellular component: cytoplasm. The record is from RefSeq and is a predicted model, not a curated record. Gene Ontology annotation, biological process: protein phosphorylation; p38MAPK cascade. Bases 606 to 4688 code for a protein of 1360 amino acids.
UGGAGAGCAUGUGUGUAUUAGCGCAUUCUCUUCAUACAUAAUCAUCCCUUUCCUGAAACAGCGCUGUGUAACUUGCACCCAGCGUUGGAGAUGCUUGGCAGAUGUUGCACUACCAAGCCGAUCCCCGAUGAGCCUACUCAAGCUUCGAUCAGCUCGAACCACCAUGUUUUUAUUGAGCCGCUGAUAACAAAUUCUCCUCGUGUGCCAGUUGCUUAAGCUGUUCGACUUUGGCCAAUGAGACCUUGGAUGCACUAUCAGGGGAGCUCCUUGCAAAGCUUCCUUAACCUUUCUUGGCCGCCUUUCUGCUCACCAUCUUUUGCCACGGGCCCGCUUUUGUUGCCGUAGUGUAACGUCCAUCACCAGCUCGUCUCGACGGCUGUUUCCAUUGAAUAUCCCAGCCAUAAUCAGACGACAUUUGGGCCAAUUGCCCACAUACCGCCGACUAAUUCCCCCUUCUCCCUCUGUGCGCCGAUGGCCAGGACGAAUUGCCGCCUCAAUAGCUUGGUUUCCGCCAGCAGUGGGCAUACGAUCGAUUGAUCACCUACCUACCUCGCUCGAUCAUCGUACCUGGGCCUCGAAUUCACCAACAGCAACCUGCCAUCGCAAUGGCCAGCGAAACGUCACCCCGUACCGUCCGCUUCUCGCAGACCGAAGACGACCAGUUUGUGCGGCCCGAGAGGUUCAAUGGCCGUGCGAUAGCGGUGCCAUCUGACUCGGAGCUUGCGAUAUCAUCGGGAGAUCUGCAUUUGCUUACAGAUCGCCAUUUGCUAGAACAACAUGACGAACUUGGCUCUCUGGCUCGCUAUGCCGACGCUCCAGUCCACUCCGGCAUCGUGCAGCCACAUCCUUCCACGGGCCUCGCGAACGGCGCGGCCAGUCGCCAACGUGGCACGGCCGACUCGGCUCACUAUGGGAAUGGCGCUACUCCACGACCUCAACGCCCCACGGGACCUGCUAGAACACCUUCGAAUACCUACCAGCCAUAUACCGCGCGAAGGCCACAACAGCCCCCACCCUCGUCCUACAUAGGAGCUACUCCAACCCACCCCCGAGACGGAUCGCGACCACGACCAUUAGCAGGAAGCUCGACAUUCCGAGCCCAGGAGCGAGAGUACGUCCGAAGGUUACGCCAGCAAGACCACGGCAACAGCGACUACUUCGAUGCUUACGGCUCUGGCGAGCAGUACGAUUCAGAUUCCGAGGGCGAAACCCCAUCUUCAGAGGGUCCAUUCGACAGCUACGAAGAUGCGCACAUCAUGUUUGUCAACAGCGAAGAGAGUCAGAUCACAGAAGAGGACCUAAGGGAUCCCCAGAAUCGGGAGCGGUUAGAAUGGCACGGCAUGCUCGAGGCGGUACUGACUGGCGAUGUUGUCCGCCAGGAGAAGAAGCGUCUUAUCGGUUCGGCGGAUGAGGAAGCAGGGAGAAGCGCUCACAAGGCUGAGCUAUGGUUGGCCAUCCGCGCAAAAAUAUGCGACAGACACUUGCCGGUUCAAAAGAGGAUGACCGAGGAGGCUCAGGCGGGCUUGGACCGCUUGGUCAAUGAGGUCAUCAAUUUCUCCAUUGCUGGACAGAGUGAGGCCGGAAAACCUCCCAUCGGCCAGGUCCGCGACGCCAUCGCCAAGAUUGACAAGAUCGAGAGUCUUUAUCCCUCCAGCACAGCCCUCGUUGCGGCGCUUAAGCCCGGGACCUAUGAAGCGUACGAGGAGACAUGUGAAUCUGUUAUAUCUUGGUACAACGUUAACGAAAUGAUCAACACGGAAUUGUCAAUUUUGAAGAGAUGGGUUGGCAAUGAAGCCCUCGAUUUCCACAAGCCAGGUGGCGGAAACAGUCUGGGCGAUGAUACCUCGUUCAUGGACCGUCUCUUGAAGGAAGAGGGCCUCAAGUCGCUUCAUGAGGACAAUGGUGCUGAUGGCAAAAAUCUCAGGAGGAGGAGCAUGCUGGACGGAAUCUCGCGUGUUAUCGAAAAGGCGAAGCGCACCUUGAUCGACAAGGCCCAGGGCUUUCAAAAGCGCCAUCUCCCCCCUUAUAUCGAGGAGCUGCUCACCUUGAUCAGCUUUCCGUCAAGACUUAUUGAGGAAAUCAUCAAGGUGCGGCUAGCUUAUGCCAAAAAGAUGAAGGACUCGGCACAGCAGAACCCUCUGAUGCAAGACCAGAUGAUCUCACAAUUCCAAAUCAUCUUGAAACUUGCCAUCAAAAUCAGGUCCGAGUACAUGAUGAUCUCAGCACCAGAACCUUGGUGGGAUUUACCUCCUUGCAUCGACGAAGAUUUUGACAGGGUCAUUUUGGAUGCGCUCAAAUACUACUUCAAGAUGCUGAACUGGAAGCUCAGCGGGAACAAGAACACCUUCAAGGAGGCAGAAUUGCUGUUUCAGGAGUGGGAGUUUGGAAACGAAAUUGGCAGUCAUCUCACGCGCGGAGAUAUUGAGGCUGCUGAACAGUUCAGUUCGCUGACCUUUAAGGCCUUCAACCGACUUCACCAGACCUUUGAGAAAGAACUGCAGAGAAAACCCAAAGAGAGUGUGACCGAGAUGACGAAGCGGUACAAGCAAACUCUGGACUCCGUUCGUGUGCGUCAGAGAAUGCUGCAGCGCUUCUCCAGGAUGCUCAGCGAGAAUUACGAAAAUGCCUGUGAUUUCACCAUUGCCUGGGGCCCAGAAAAGCUCCAAGACCUGUAUGAUCGGCUGAUGGACACGCACCACUUCCAAGUUUACACGGGCAGCCCCGAACACAAAGGCAUCCACAUCAUCGCAUCGCCUUCGUUAGCAAACCGCCCGGACGUGAUCCAGCGUCUUAUGGGCACCUUCUCCUACGAUGUCAUUGCAGAAGACCCCGCAGAACCCUACCUGCUGAUCAUCAAGGCUGAAAACGCACCUAACUGGUUCGGCUCCAAGCUUAGCUUGUCAGUGCGGGAAGAACCACUCGAUAUCAAGUUGGGCCACAUGAGACUCAUUGCGGGUGGUUCACAACAUGUCUUGGUGAACGCAAGAAAGGCGUUUUUGGAGACGAUUGAUAUGCACAUUGACAUUGUGGUCGAACAGAGGUCAACUUUGCACAAGGUGAACCUUCGCCUCAUGGAGAUCCGCAAAGUUGCUUUCAAGCUGUCAAAUGCCUUCAUGGACAGUGUGGAGACAAUUCGACGGCAGACCAAGGGUCUGAACUGUCAGGAGCUCAUACAGACCUGCUUCAUAUUCGCUACUGAGUUCGGUCAGCGCUCCUUGCUGUACAUGGACAACAACCGGAGGACGAUGAACAACAUGAAGCUUACCAAGCUGGCGCUGGACUGGGUUAGCUUUAUCUGUGAUGACUGCGUUCCCUCUGAUCGCAAGACAUUCCGCUGGACUGUACAGGCGCUUGAGUUUGCCAUGGUCAUGACCAGAGGCAAGCACAUGCUAGCGCUUGGCGACGAUGAAUAUGUCAAGUUACGGACCAAGGUUGCUGGGUGCAUGGCUCUGUUGAUUUCGCAUUUCGAUAUCAUGGGCGCCAGGUCAAACGUUGCGGCCCAGGCUGAGAAACAGCGCAUGGAGACGCUUAUCAGCCAGAUGAAGCGACUGAACAAGGGCCAGAUUAUGGAUGACGAAAUGGCCGCGAGCUGUGUAACAGAGCGCCGCCUUGAGGAGCUGGUCAAGGUUGACGAUAUUCGAAAGCAAAUCCUUGUAGAACGGUCAGCAAUGGGCCGAGUCUUGGAGGUGUCAAACGAGGUCGACCGCUCGCUCGCCUGGCUCUCCUCAACAGCCAACAACUUUACCAUCCGCUGGCAACAAGGGCAGUUUGUCGGCGGUGGCACAUUUGGCAAUGUCUACGCUGCCAUGAACCUUGACACAGGCCAGCUUAUGGCGGUGAAGGAGAUUCGCCUGCAAGACCCCAAGCUUAUUCCCAACGUUGCUCAUACGAUUAGGGACGAAAUGCGCGUUUUGGAAUCUGUGGAUCACCCCAACGUUGUAUCGUACUUUGGUAUUGAGGUACACCGCGAUCGUGUCUACAUGUUUAUGGAGUUUUGCUCAGGUGGCUCGCUUGCCAACUUGCUGGAGCACGGGCGUAUCGAGGAUGAGCAAGUCAUCAUGGUGUAUGCUCUGCAGCUUCUCGAGGGUUUGGCGUACUUGCAUGAGUUGAGGAUCGCCCACCGUGAUAUCAAGCCAGAGAACAUCCUCCUCGACCACAAUGGCAUCAUCAAAUACGUCGAUUUCGGCGCCGCCAAACUGAUCGCUCGCCAGGGCCGAACACUCGUGCAAGACAUCACCAGCACGAAGCCCAACAAGUCCAUGACUGGAACGCCCAUGUACAUGUCUCCCGAGGUGAUCAAGGGCGAGAACCCGGGCCACUUUGGUGCCGUUGACAUUUGGUCCCUCGGUUGCGUCAUCCUCGAGAUGGCGACCGGGAGACGCCCCUGGGCCAAUCUCGACAACGAGUGGGCCAUCAUGUACAACAUCGCGCAGGGAAACCCGCCGCAGCUCCCGACGUCGGACCAGCUCAGCCCGCAGGGGAUUGACUUUUUGAGGAGGUGCUUCGUGCGCGACUCGAAGAAGAGGGCGACGGCGAUUGAGCUGCUGCAGCACGAGUGGAUCAUGACGAUUAGGAACCGGGUCGUGGAGCCCUCGACGCCUAGUAGCGAUGCGAGCAGCACACAGAACACGCCGACUACUGCGUCUGCUUCCACGAGGGGGAGUGCCGGGCUGGAUGGGUUUUACUGAGUUGGGUGGGUGAUGCUUAAUGGCUCCAUUGUUUUCUUUUUGUAUGGGGUGUUAUGGUACUUAUUUACUCAGCACUACAUGACCAAAGGCAGUCGAACCAUGUUUGCUUUUGAAAGAUGUUUGUUGUACACAUCGAGCGAAACCACGAAACGAAAACGAAAUGGAUACCCCUUGGGUUUUUUUUUUUUUAUCUCAUUCUUCUCUCCUAUUUUUCUUAAAAAAAUUUUUGGUGUGUGUGUGUGUGCAUGACUGAAGGGGGCACCAAAGGGAGGGAUGAUGGAGGGUAUUUCUACAUUUUUGGCAUGUUGCUCUUUUCAUCAGAGGGGAGUGGAAUUGAUAGGGUGGUCAAUAUUGGUCAGAUAGGUGCUACAAGGCAACAAGAAUUUAUGAACUGGUAUAUGAAGUGUGCCAAUUUCCU